AUGGCAGGGAAGAUGGAGCUGGCACCUCUCAGACCGUGGGAUGACUUCUACCCCGGAGUCGAUCGCUUUGGCAAACCUGAGUUUUCAGAUAUGACCAAAUGGAACAACCGAGUUAUCAGCAAUCUCAUGUACUACCAGACCAAUUACUUUGCUGCGGCCGUGGUGGUGUUCGUCAUUGUGGGUUUUCUGAAUCCACUGGGCAUGUUUCUGGGUGGAGCAGUGGUGACUCUGGUCUUCGGUGGAUCAGUUUGGGCUGGAGAGAACAAGCCCAUCAUCAAGAACUUCAAAAAGAAGAAUCCAACUCUGUUUGUAGUGGGAGUGAUGGCCACCAGCUACUUUGUGCUUUCUCUGUUUGGUGGAGUCCUCGUCUUCAUCUUUGGAAUAACAUUUCCUCUGCUGUUAAUUCUGAUCCACGCAUCACUGAGACUACGCAACAUGAAGAACCGCCUGGAGAACAAGAUGGAGGGUGUGGGAAUGAAGAAGACACCGAUGGGUAUGAUCAUGGAUCUACUGGACCAGCAGGAGGAGAAGAUCAACAAGAUUCAAGAUUUCAUCGAAGGCAAACUUAAGCAAUAA
Knipowitschia caucasica is the source of this 576-nucleotide messenger RNA. Lineage: Eukaryota; Metazoa; Chordata; Actinopteri; Gobiiformes; Gobiidae. The record is from the annotation of a GenBank genome assembly.